GAACAGAGCUGACAGCGCACUCGCUUGCAGUGCAGACAGACUGUUACGCCCUCUUAAACACUGUCAUAGCCACAUUUACUUCGGUAAACUUCCUCAAAUAUGCCGUUAAGCCAUUAACUUCCUCUCUGAGGGGUGAACGCACUCACGUCCUACAGACUUCAACAAUUACUUCCACAGCAGCGGGAUUUCGGUCCUCGAGAGCAUCUGAUAUGUUUGACUGCUGAAGUCGAGUGAUCAUCUUUCUAUCAUGCAGAGCAUCAAGUGUGUGGUGGUGGGAGAUGGAGCAGUGGGAAAAACCUGCCUGCUCAUCUCAUACACAACCGGCGCAUUCCCCAAAGAGUACAUUCCCACCGUGUUCGACAACUACAGCUCCCAAGUCACCGUGGACGGCCGCACCAUCAGCCUCAAUCUGUGGGACACGGCAGGCCAGGAGGAGUACGACCGCCUUCGCACACUGUCCUACCCUCAGACCAACGUCUUCAUCAUCUGCUUCUCCAUCUCCAGCCCCCCGUCCUAUGAGAACGUCAAGCACAAGUGGCACCCAGAGGUGACGCACCACUGUCCCAGCGUGCCCAUCCUUCUGGUGGGGACCAAGAGCGAUCUUCGCAACGACGCUGAUGUGCUGAAGAAGCUGAAGGAGCAGAACCAGGCGCCCAUCACACACCAGCAGGGCCAGGCUCUGGCUCGCCAGAUCCACGCCGUCAAGUACCUGGAGUGCUCAGCACUCAGCCAGGACGGCAUCAAGGACGUGUUUGCAGACGCAGUGCGUGCCUUCCUCAGUCCUCAACCUGUGGCUGCAAAGAAGCCCUGUAUACUCCUCUGAAAAUACAGAGAGCAUUGAGGUAUUUUAACUGAAUUACGUGUAGAAAUGGUGGGAGUGGUUGUAAUAACAGAUAUUUAGUGACCAAGAAACACGACCUUAAUCUGUGAAAUUAAAGAAAUACAAGAUUAAGUCAAAUCUGAGGUUUUUACACUGUACUGAGAUUUUCUUUUUUUUUAUGUUUUUUUUUUUUCAUAGAAUUUUAAAGGGGAGAGAGUGUGUUUGGAGUUUCAUAAAACCACUAAACAGAUCAUCUGGUAUCUUAUAAAUACAUAAAAGUAAAAAAAUAAAGUAACCCUUAAAGACAUCUCAGAUGAAAGGGGUUCUAGUUCCUUUUUAGUGUUUGGAGACUUAUUAAUACUAUUGGUUAAUUAAGUUCUUUUUCUUUUUGUCUUUAUUUAAAAAAGAAAAAUCUGAGAAUUUUAUAGUGCUAAUAUAAUAAAGCUUUUUUAUGCACACGGCAUUUGUUCUGUGAUUGGAGUUACAUUGAGGACAGGCCUUUUGUGUAAUAAGCAACUAUCUAUAAAUAUCGUAGUCGUUCACACAGAAUGCAUUCUUACGUUCAAGACACAGCUGAAUGUAAAGGAAACAAAGCAGGGUUUUGAGACUCUGAAAAGCUGUGUGUACUUUGACACAGCAUCUUUCAAACGCAGAGCUUGUGCGCGAUAAUUUAUACCAACAGAAAAAAUGUAGCACAACUGUGCUUACUUUUUUAGGAGCCAGAGCUUUAAGCCAUGAACUAAAGCGACCAGCUGUGAGGUAAAUCAUGGAAUUACAAAUUUUGCUUUGAAGCAAAAAAUAAAUACAUUUGAAAAUAGACGGUUUUAAUGAGGGAAAGAACUACAAUCCCAUGAAGCAUUGUAUAUGACAAUCAAACUAAAAACAAGAGAAAGUAAAAUAUAUUUGAUUGUAUGUGUAUGUAGAAAUAAAAUAUUUUAUGUUUAAUGCGUAAUAUGCAUACAUGUACAAAUAUUUAAAUAAUUGGUAGUGGGUUGUCCCUCUUUUGCAUGUCGUAAUUCUCUGAUUGGUGGAUAUUUUGUGCAGGAUCAUGGGUAAUGUAGUUUUUUACCAGGAAUUCUGUUUUUGAACAUGUUUUUUGCAAAAAAAUAAAUGAUACGGUCUGAUGGUUUAAACAAAACGAUUAACAACCUCAUAGCUCACAGAAGGUUUGUCUUUAAAGGUUUUUAAGUUAUUGUUCAAAGUUUUUUACUUCCAGAACAGCACUGUCAUACUUUAUCCACAAGCAGCGCAGUGAAACGCAAAAACGCGUUCUGUGUGAACUGGCCCUUUAGACAUACAUGCUCUUAUAUGAGUGAUGAGGGUGUUGUUGCCUGGCAACUUGUAGGCCUUACUUCCUCGUAGUGGGGAAACUGUCUGGCAGUCCCUUAAGGAAACAGAUGUCCCAGCAUGCACUGCGCCUUCAACUCUUCAUUCUUUUCUUCCUCAGCGCUUCAGAACCUUUUUAGAAAACAAGGCACUUUCUUCACUUGAUGACUGAUUUGGGAGCAGCUUGUGUCGAUUUAAUUAGCACAAUCCUAAACGAGCCAUUAACGAAGAGGAAGGAAGCUUUCAAUUGGCCAAAGAUCGAGUUCAGCUUGUAGAUUUCAGAGCUCAGGGAUUAAUCAACAAGCUAUAAAUGAUCACCAUUGUUCCUUUUUCUUUUUGAUGAAUGUAUAACUUCACAGUGCCUUUCCAUAUAUAGUUUUUAUAAAUGUAAGCAGACAGAUUGUUGUAUGUCAAAUUUCAAAGCCAAGGGCAAAAGUAUAUUUUCAUCAUUGGUAUUUUAACUAUCGUUUUUUGUUUGUUCUGUAAUGUUUAGCCUAUUAGCAUUAGAUCAAAUGUAAGCUGAAAGUCAAGAAGAUCAUGUUGUGGCUCAUUAAGGACAAUACAUUCACAGCAAACAGAGAAACACUUCAUUGUGCAUGAAUCAUAUGGUGAUUUUUCAGUCAUAACCUGUGUUGCUCAGUCUGUAUGUGUGCUUUUGGACAUAAAUGUAUGAGAAAUCCCAAAGUCAUGUGAAAGCAAUACUUUUCAAGCAUUGAAUAAUUCAGCUGAGAGUUGUGUGGAUGCUACAGUCAGUCAGUCUCACUACUAACAGGAUGCUCACUUAUGAAUGGUCUUGUACCAUAGACAUUUUUUUUAUUCCUCAUCAUUCACACUCCUAUGGACUCCCAAAUUUCAGACUCUCCAUAUCUUGCCUCAGCUUCGCAAGUCAUUCAUUUUAUUUAUUUUAUUUUUCAUUUUAAGGUUUGUCUUGUAUGCAUUUUUUGCCUCACUUAACAAUAAUUUCCCAAUUUUGUAUAAAACAUGUGUAAUUACAUUUUUUGUUUUGCAUUUUUUGAUACAAAAAAAUGUAUGCUAAUAAAAUUCAAACUGCUUAUUUUAACAUCCUA
Molecule: messenger RNA, 3213 nt
Organism: Carassius auratus (goldfish)
Lineage: Eukaryota; Metazoa; Chordata; Actinopteri; Cypriniformes; Cyprinidae
Product: rho-related GTP-binding protein RhoG-like
Exons: 2
Coding region: 248-823 (191 amino acids)
Biological process (GO): small GTPase-mediated signal transduction
Molecular function (GO): GTPase activity; GTP binding
Source: RefSeq, a predicted model, not a curated record